Messenger RNA from Fonsecaea nubica, 2262 nucleotides. RefSeq lists its product as hypothetical. Gene Ontology annotation, molecular function: transmembrane transporter activity. Gene Ontology annotation, cellular component: membrane. Gene Ontology annotation, biological process: transmembrane transport. Lineage: Eukaryota; Fungi; Ascomycota; Eurotiomycetes; Chaetothyriales; Herpotrichiellaceae. Bases 1 to 2262 code for a protein of 753 amino acids. The transcript is spliced from 10 exons. The record is from RefSeq and is a predicted model, not a curated record.
AUGGCGGCGUCUCCAAAACUCACCCACGUCUUCACUCUCAACAUGACCGGUCCCGCUGGGUUUCCGCACAUUGAAACAAAAUACUCGGAUCUGUGUGUUGCUCACGUGACGGAAGGCACCCUCGAACUCCCCGACGGCCAGAAGAUCGCCAAGGUGGUCACAGCGUCGGACUGGAUGAGGAUCAAAGGGAACAUCGUGUCGAUCGACGCGCGGGCCAGUGCUCUCUCGGACGACGGCUCUCUGAACAUGGAGUUUGCCUACACCGGAAAGAUGCACGUGACGCCAGACGUCUUCAAGACGUUUUCGGGAGGAGAAAAGUGCGAAGUGGACUUUGGUCAGCUGUACUAUUACACUAUUCCGAGGAUCUUCUCCCGGAGUGAGGAAUAUGCCUGGACAAAUCGAGCCAUGCAGACCAACAAUCAGGAGGAGGAGAAGACGGAGGGCUUUCAACAUGCCUCCCACGUCGGACACUCUGAUAUGCAGAUCGAACACCUGGAUGCCGAUUCUGACACCGACUCCAUGGCAGAGGAAGCCAGAGGAGUCGAGGACUCGGCGGUCCUGGGACGCCACUACUUUCGCCAUUGGCGUUUGGUAGGGUCGAUGGCGGCUAUGGUUCUGAGCUACGCUGCCGGGUUUUGGGCAUAUGUGAUGCCAUCAUUCUCUCUGAGUGUCAUUCUAGCAGAUCUUGGCCCGAGUCCGAAUUCAAUCUGGAUCAUCCUGUCUUUGACAGUGUGCCAGACCGUCUCCUUCACCAUCGUCGGUCGUUUGUCGGACCUGUUUGGUCGUCGGUGGUACCAGAUCAUCUUCGGCACCAUCGCUUUCAUUGGGUACAUCGUCGCCAGUCGAGCAAAGACAGUCGACACGCUGAUUGGCGCCGGCGUCCUCAUGGGAUUCGGAUCAGCCACUCAAACCCAUUGUGCCGCCAUUGGGGCAGAGCUCUUGCCAAACAAGUAUCGCUAUCUGUACUUCGGCGCAGUCGCGUUUCUCUUUGGUCCUCUCUCAGCAAUUGCGCCUGGAAUUGCACUGACCUUGGCCACACACACUUCCCAAGGCUGGCGAUCAAUCUACUAUCUCCUGGCCGGCACAACCUUUGCCGCAGUCAUCUUGUUCGUCAUCUGCUACCAUCCUCCCAAGUUCGAUCAACUGCACACCCGACAUACCAAAUGGCAAUUCGUCAAGUCGCUUGACUACAUUGGCUUGAUCCUCUUUUGCGGUGGAGUGGUACCGUUCCUCUUCGGAAUUUCGUGGGGCGGCCAAAGAUAUCCUUGGGAUUCCUACAAGGUCAUCGUACCUAUCGUGGUCGGAGGGGUUGUCAUGAUCGUUUUCGUCCUAUGGGGUAAGAUUUGGACCCCGACAAUGACUGUCUUGGAAGGUAUUGACCAUUUGUCAGAAUACUUUGGAAAGCCUGCCUUGCCUCUGCUACCACUCCGCCUCUUCAGGAGCCGCAACUUUAACUGCCUGCUGGCGUGCUCUUGUUUUGGCUCCAUGGUCUUCUACGCCUUGUGCAUCCUCUACCCACAGCAGCUGGGGUACGUUUUCGGCAGGACACCAAGUCAGGCUGGGUGGUACAGCUGCACAAUCACGGCCGGCGUGCUAGCUGGACAGGGAUUGGCUGGAUUCACGGUGAAAUUGUUCAGAUACAUAAAGUGGCAGUUGCUCCUGUCCUGCGUUAUCUUCACUGCCUUUGUGGGUGCCAGCGCCGCGGCAAGCUUGACACUUGCCAUGGCCGCGGUUUUCAGCAUCCUUGUCGGCUUGGGCAUUGGAUACAUGGAGAUCAUCACGAUCAGUGGUGCACCUCUCAUGGUUGACACCAAAGACUUCGGCAUUGCCAUUGGUGCCCUAUUCAGCAUCCGGACAUGCUUCUCCACAAUAUCAGACGCGGUAUAUGUCACGAUUCUCAACACUCAAAUCACCAAAAACUUGCCCAAAUACGUCAUUCCCGCCGCCAUGAAGGCCGGCCUGACUCAAAACGCGGCCAUCGAGCUGGUCCAAGACAUUGCUGCUGGUGAUCAAGCGGGGCUCGCCACAAUCCCAGGCAUCACUCCUCAGGUCAUCCUGAGCGCCACCGAUGCUGCUCACACUGCUUUUUUCAAGUCGUUCCAAAUGGUGUACUACUCGUCGAUCGCUUUUUCGUUUUGUGCCGUGAUCGCAGCGCUGUUGGUGGAGGACAAGUUGCUCGAGGACGCCAUGACUGACAGAGUCGCUCGGAAGCUGCAAGGGAUCAAGACUGAGCAGCGCGAAAUCAAGGUCGUCGCAGCCUAA